GCCUAUAUUGUUCCAUCCUCCUCCUCUUCCUCAGUCUCUCUUCUUUUCAAACACACCCAUGCAAAUCAUAAGGCACUCAUGAUCUAAUCACAACCUCUAUCAUUCCAUUGUCAGCCUUUUAUAUCUCCUGUAGACACACCCUCUCUCUUUCUCACCGAUUCUUCACUCUCCGGUUUCCAGUUGCUUUGAUUCUCCUAUUUCCUUGUUAGGACUCUCUAUCAUCACUGAUCCCUUGUCACAUUUUCCCUUCAAAAUCCAUAACUCUCAUUCCCAUGUUUUCUAGAUCAGGCCCCCCGAUGACACCCCCACCAACUUUCCCUGAUCUUUCCUUGCAAAUUAAUCCUCCAGGUGUUCCAGAUUCCGGGAAGAAGGUCGCAAUUUAUGAUUGCGAUGAUUUUGCAAGGAAACCAUUCUGUAGUGAAAUGAGCUCAACCACUGACUCCGCAAGCAGUGGGAGCGAUUUGAGCCAUGAGAACAAUUUCUUGUCACAAGAGAGGAGUUUUAGUCAUGGUCAUGGGGAGCCCACGUUGAGCUUAGGAUUUGCAAUGGGCGAUGUCAACCAUUCAACCUUGCAACAACCACCAAGAAACCUCAAUCAUCACCACCAUCCUCACUUAUACAGCCGCGAGUUCAAGCGAAGCACUCGAGUUGGGAGCAGUGUAAAGAGAAGUAUUAGAGCGCCCAGAAUGAGAUGGACCACGACUCUCCAUGCCCAUUUUGUUCAUGCAGUCCAGCUUCUAGGCGGUCAUGAAAGAGCAACCCCAAAAUCUGUACUGGAGUUGAUGAACGUGAAGGAUCUAACCCUAGCCCACGUGAAGAGUCACUUGCAGAUGUAUCGAACAGUGAAGAGCACUGACAAAGGGUCGUCAGGUCAAGUGCAAACACUAGACGUCGGUACAAAACAUGUAGAGGCAGGGUCAUUAUCUUCUGAGAAACACGAAGACUGCGACAACUCUUACUCUCUCAACCCAUCAUCCCAAGCAAGUUUCAAACAAACGCAAGGAGGUUUAUUGUGGUUGCAAUCAAUGGAGACAAGCGGAACAAGUGAGUCGGAUCAUGAAAAUGCUUUGACAUAUGAUUCCCACUUCAAAGCAAAUGACGCCAAGGUGGACGGACAAAAGAUUAUUGAUCGACGUAUGUCUGAAGAUGCGAAGGAAAGAUUGGACUCGAGCUCCUUGUCACCACCUCCGGAGGAUGCGUUGGUCAAUCUGGAGUUCACUCUCGGGAGGCCAAGUUGGCAAAUGGACUGCACCGAAUCUUCGCCCGAGUUAACCCUUCUCAAGUGUUGAUCCAUCCAUCAAUCAAAUUGAUUACCUGCUUUAAUUAUGAGGAAAUGGACGAAUGAAUUAUUUGAGCCUGCAAUAUUUCGUACAUCCAUGCACUUGCUUGGUGAUUUCCUUGAAAUUUUGUCUC
Molecule: messenger RNA, 1413 nt
Organism: Eucalyptus grandis
Lineage: Eukaryota; Viridiplantae; Streptophyta; Magnoliopsida; Myrtales; Myrtaceae
Product: probable transcription factor KAN4
Exons: 6
Coding region: 273-1289 (338 amino acids)
Biological process (GO): regulation of DNA-templated transcription; abaxial cell fate specification
Cellular component (GO): nucleus
Molecular function (GO): transcription cis-regulatory region binding
Source: RefSeq, a predicted model, not a curated record